CUUCUUUCAGUCUGCUCUCAACCUCGGAAGGAGGUGGUUUACUCGUGUUCGGCAACAGCUUAUCGAGUUACGGUGUGAUUUGUGUUUGUAUUGUGGUGUACAAUGGCUUACAACGGUGGUGGUGGCAAGAGACUUUGCAGUGGGACCGACCUCGACGUGGAAAGGAGUAAUGGAAACAAUUACAUGUCGGGCGAGCCGCGGCGCAAGCGCGAGCUGCCCGCGCGCCCCAACCACAUCCUGCUCUACACCAUCAUCAACCCGGCCUACCCCAUCACUGUGGAUGUCAUACACACAAUCAGCACGCCGCACGGGCUGGUGCAGAGGAUCGUUGUGUUCAAGAAGAAUGGCGUGCAGGCCAUGGUUGAGUUCGAGAGCAUCGAGUCGGCGACGCGCGCGAAAGAGGCGCUACACGGCUGCGACAUAUACUCUGGAUGCUGCACACUCAAGAUUGAAUUUGCUAAGCCUGAAAGACUGAACGUAUUCAAAAAUGACCAGGACAGUUGGGACUACACAUUAAUUGAGGAGGUCCAGCCCGCGCAGCGCAGCGCCCCCCUACUCCAGUCCCCGCAGUACACAGGGGGUCGACCGCAGCCCUACAAUGCCGCCACGGCUACGACACCACAGCCUCGACCUUGCAGCGAAGAUUCUUGCAGCCAGCACAGCCAACACAGCCAGCAUAGCCAGCACUCCUGCGACCCUGUGCAGAACGAUAUGGAGUUUGGUAGCGGAGGUCCUCCCCCUCCCGGCAUGAUGAAAGACAGACACGGGCCACCCCCGCCACACCACCCGCGCGACGGUCGCGGCUACGGCCCGGAGGGGUACGGCGCAGAGGCCUUCGCUCCCCCUCCCCCCAUGCACCAUCCCAUGCCGCCCCAGAAUCAGGGCGCUCCUCCUCCACAGCAGGGCGCCGUGAUGAUGGUGUACGGGCUGGAUCCCGCCACCGUCAACGCCGACCGGCUCUUCAACCUGUGCUGCCUCUACGGGAACGUCGUCAGAAUAAAGUUCUUGAAGACCAAAGAGGGCACCGCAAUGGUACAGAUGGGGGACGGCGUGUCGGUGGAGCGCUGCGUACAGAACCUCAACAACGUCACCGUGGGGGACUACACGCUCACACUGGCAUUCUCAAAACAGGCAUACCUGUCGGAAGUGAUGAACCCCUACCCGCUGCCGGACAAGAGCCCCUCGUUCAAGGACUACGUGGGCAACAAGAACAACCGCUUCCUCACGCCCGCCUCCAUACACAAGAACAGAAUACAGCCCCCGUCCAAGGUGCUGCACUUCUUCAACACCCCGCCCGACGUGUCGGACGAUCAGCUGCUGCAGGUGUUCAAGGACUACGGCGUCGCUCCGCCGCACACCAUCUCCAAGUUCCCGCUCAAGAGUGAGAGGUCUUCGUCAGGCCUGAUGGAGUUCCAGAACAUAUCGCAGUCGGUUAUGGCCAUCAUGGCGUGCAACCACGCCACCAUUCAGCAUCCAGGUGCGAAGUUCCCGUUCGUAAUGAAGCUGUGUUUCUCGUCGUCGCGACAGAUCGGCCAGGGCAAAGGCCAGCCGCCCGUCAAAGCGCACAACCAAACGCCCGAGCAGAACCAGCGGCAAGGGCAGAACAACGGGCUCGAGCACGACUACUAGUAAGAGAUCCUACUACCAGUAAGAUAGGUACCGCCGCAGCGCGCGCCACGCCAGUUGGAACUGUGUUUGGAUAUGGGGAGGAAAAAAGUCCACUCAAUGACUUAAGAGCCACGUUUGAGUAAGAAAAUAGUCAGGCGGGAGAAAUUUUAUGUGAUUUUUUUUUUCAGUUAAAAAAAAACUAAGAGUCCAGACUCUAUUUAAAAAGGCAAAUCUUCCGAGAAAGCUGGUACUCGUGGGAGUGGCCUAGAAAAGUUCAACUUCAAAUUCUCGACCAAGAUUUCCUUUGUGCAUUUUUUGCCAUCUUGAAAAAUGGUUAUAUUCAGUUUUCUUUUUUACAAUUACUCGGUUCUCCGUUGAGAUGCGAUGCGUUCUUUUUUAUUGCUCUUUGAAGGAUUUUUUUUUACUUAUCGUUAAUCGUUAUUGAGAUAUCAAUCGAAAAAGUAAAAAAAAAUAGGAAAAGGAAUUUGUUUAUCUGUAUAUAAUAAUAUAUUUUGUUAAUAUAAAUAUACUACAUUUUUCCUUUUUUAACUGAAUAAUUCCGUUUGGGUUCAGGAUUUAUAUUCCACACAAAAGCGUGCCAGUCAAUAAAACAGUUCCAACUUCCGUGAAUAAUACAUAUAAGAGAUGUUACUUUUUAAUUGUGUAAAAAUAUAUACAUAAUAUAUAAAACAUAUAUAAUAUAAUAUAUAUGUUUCGAAAUGCAAAGUGUUGAAAAAAGACAUGAGUGUCAUAAAUUGUAAAUUGUGUAGGGCGUUGUUGGACCAAUGUUAAGUCGAUUUGGUAUUUUUUUUUAAUUAAUUACUUAAUAAGGCUUUACGUAAGCCAUUUAUGUAGUUACAUUUAUUAUUUAUAAAUAUGCAGGAUGAGUAUUAAGAGUGUGCCUUGAGGAAUAGUGAAAAAUAAUACUUGAGACCGGUUUUUUAGAAAGAUAAUAUAUACAAUAAUAAUUUCUUUUUAUUAUAUAAAAAUGAUCAACUUGCUUGAUUAUAAAAAAAAAUCAUUUCUGUAUUUUUAUAUAUUAUGUAUGAAAACUCAAUAAUCUGUAAAAAUUUGGAAGUCUUGAGUAGUUUUUAGCUAUUCCUUAAAAUUUCAGUUAUGGCAAUCCACUAUCGCUUAAUAAAUCAUCCUGUGUAUGUUUUCGGUACGAUUUCAGUACGGUAGGGAUACGAUACUGUAGUAGUGGUACGGUAAAGGAAUCGUACCGUGAUCUUCUUCGAGUCCGAAUUUGUGCAUUACACGUUCAUAUAUGUAUUAUGGUUGGUUUCCAUAUAGCACAAAUCUGUAUGUACGAGUAGUUAAACGUAUAUUAUAGCUAUUUUAUUGAAGUUAUUGUUUAAAUGUCUAAAUAUAUUAUGUAGAAUGUAUAUUAUUGUCGUAUAAGUUAUAUAUAUUCUGCCGUUUUUUCUCCAUAUAUAUUUAAUGUAAAAUAAUAAUAUACGUGUAAUGUAAAAUACAGUAGAUGUUUGCCGGCCUAAUGAAAAAGUAAAUAGAUAUCAAAUCUCUCUCGGUACGGUAUUGUUCGAGUAAUGCAUUCUUGGCCUGAACACUAAUUAAAUUGAUUUUCUUAAAAAUAUUGAUAUUUUUUUCAGUCCAAUGUUCGUAACGUACCGUACCGUACUACUGUACCGAAAUGGUACAACGGACCGUUUAAGUAUUGUGUAGAUGUUUUUCUUAAAAAAAAGGUGUACAAUAAAUUUGUUAGUACUCUUACAUACAUAAAAUAUGAAUAUUUUUUAACUAAAUUAAUGGAUUUGAAGGCAUUUCUAUUAUUUUGUCUUUAAAAUAGGAAAUUGGUUGAGGAAAACAAUCUUACAUAAUACUUAAAUGUUUCUUAUAGGGCAGUGCUUCUCUGAACAGGAUUUUUUUUUUUAGAAAAAAUAAUAUAAAUAAUAAAAUGAUAAUAAUUUAUUAAAAUUGUAACUAGACAUUUAUGCAUAUCAUUCGCGACACCUGAUCCGUUGGCAUGUUUUCAAAUAGGACAGCAUUGCAAUACUAAUCUGUCAGUGAAUGCUGCCUUUCAAUAUUAGUAUUCUAUCUUUUAUUUUCAAAGAUUAUUUCUAUAUAAAUACUUUUGGUCGACUUUGGACUGCAGUGUAUUGAUAAAGUGAGUUUUUGAAAAAAAAAAUGACUGUUUUAACACAGAUAAUAUAUUCCAUAUAUUUUAAACCUUUUUACAGUAGGGACCAUAGAGGCUAACAGAACGCAUGAUAUGUUUGCUUGGAAAAUUCUUAUUUCAGUUUGGUAUCACUUGUGUAUGAAGACUAGAGAAUAAUUGAAAGGGAAAUGAGAUCCGGCCCACUCCUACCCUAACCACCCGGCAAUUUACAUAUAUCUAAAAAUAUCUUGAUAAUUUUAGUUUAUAACAUUGAAAUGAUUACUUUAUCAAAAAAAAAUACUGCAACGACAUUUGACAUCUUUAAUUUACCCGGCAAUUUACAUAUAUCUACAAAUAUCUUGAUAAUUUUAGUUUAUAACAUUGAAAUGAUUACUUUAUCAAAAAAAAAUACUGCAACGACAUUUGACAUCUUUAAUUUACCCGGCAAUUUACAUAUAUCUUUAUCAAAAAAAAAAAAAAAUACUGCAACGACAUUUGUAAUUCAUCUUUAAUUUACCCGGCAAUUUAAAUAUAUCUAAAAAUAUCUUGAUAAUUUUAGUUUAUAACAUUGAAAUGAUUACUUUAUCAAAAAAAAAAUACUGCAACGACAUUUGUAAUUCAUCUUUAAUUUACCCGGCAAUUUACAUAUAUCUACAAAUAUCUUGAUAAUUUUAGUUUAUAACAUUGAAAUGAUUACUUUAUCAAAAAAAAAUACUGCAACGACAUCUGUAAUUCAUCUUUAAUUUACCCGGCAAUUUACAUAUAUCUAAAAAUAUCUUGAUAAUUUUAGUUUAUAACAUUGAAAUGAUUACUUUAUCAAAAAAAAAAUACUGCGACGACAUUUUUAAUUCAUCUUUAAUUUGUCCCCAAGUCUUGGGGACAUUUUUUGUAGACUUUUGAUUGGUUUGUUUGUUUUUCUUGUUGGUAACAGAAAAAAAUAAUACUAAAAAAUACAGCUUUAAAUGUUACUUCGCCGUUUUGUUACACCGGCGAACUUUUUGCCCUAGAAGAGUGAUAA
Molecule: messenger RNA, 4742 nt
Organism: Bicyclus anynana (squinting bush brown)
Lineage: Eukaryota; Metazoa; Arthropoda; Insecta; Lepidoptera; Nymphalidae
Gene: sm
Product: heterogeneous nuclear ribonucleoprotein L
Exons: 15
Coding region: 103-1629 (508 amino acids)
Biological process (GO): regulation of RNA splicing; mRNA processing
Cellular component (GO): nucleus
Molecular function (GO): mRNA binding
Source: RefSeq, a predicted model, not a curated record